Messenger RNA from Diatraea saccharalis (sugarcane borer), 771 nucleotides. NCBI's taxonomy places the organism in Eukaryota, Metazoa, Arthropoda, Insecta, Lepidoptera, Crambidae. The record is from the annotation of a GenBank genome assembly.
AUGCUUUGCUCUGGAUUGUACAACGAUAUGCGGAUAUAUGAUGCAAUCAGGAAUGAAGAUAUGGGACAGGCAGUGAUGAUCACAAUGAAUGCAAUGAAAGAAAAGAACUUAUUUCCACCCUUGCAGAAACAGCGUAAAUGUGAAACAAUGUCUAAUCAAUAUCGUAAUCAAGGCAAUAAUGCUUAUAAACAAGCUAAUUAUCAAACAGCAUUAGAAUCUUAUAAUAAAGCUUUGCUAUCAGCGCCUAAAGGGACAAAUGCUAUGUCAAUAGCAUAUGCUAAUCGAUCAGCACUAUUAUAUACUAUAAAAUUGUAUCAAGCAUGUCUCAAAGAUAUUGAAAUGAGCAUAGCUUUUGACUGUCCCUCUCAUAUAGUUGAGAAAUUAAUGAAGAGGAAAAAGUUAGCAGAGUCCAAUAUUUGGAAGGAAAAACUUGUAGAAGAAGUGAGAUUUUCAAAUCGCAAAGGUUUUCCUGACUUUGAUUUUCCUAGGAAUCCCGAAAUACCCUGUGCCAGUACUGAUAUUGAUAUUAUUAUGGAAUCGGGAUUACCACAAGUGAUUGCUGCCAAGAAUAUAAAAGUUGGAACAAUCCUCGCAGUAGAACAGGCAUACUGCGUUGCGUGGCGCCGUCGCAACGAAACUAUGCAUUUUGAUGCCACGACAACGUCGUCUAAUCUCCUGUUUUAUCAGCGCAUCACCCUCCCACCCGCGUCGUCGUCUCGCCUCGUAACGCACUUAUGGGGCCUCGCCCUUAGUCUUCGUCAUAUUAACUAG